AAAAUUAUAUACACACAUUUUUCGGCAACACGAAUUCUACAAAAAAAAAAUAUUUCUUAAUUUUUCUAAAUUCUAAAUUCUAAAUUUCUCCCCACCGAUUUCCUUUUGAUAUUGCAAAAACAGCGAAAUGAGUAGGAAACCUAUAGGUCCCGGACCCGGUGCUUAUAUGCUGCCAUCGAAUGUCGGCUACGAAAACCAUGACGCUCGCAAGCAACGUUUGCCAAUGUACUCGUUUGGCGUGCGAUCGUACAAGCACGAAAAGUUGAUUGGUCCCGGACCGGGCGCCUAUAAGGUGGAUAAUAUGACACGUUAUGGCAUAAGUCAGGGCAAUCAAUUUACCAUACAGGGCAGAACAUAUAUGAAAGAAAAGAAAUUCGGUCCAGGACCGGGUGCACAUGAUGUCCACCUGAAACCGUUCUUUAAAGGCACCGAUGCGCCAGCUUAUUCAAUGUCUUGGCGGACGGCUUAUAAUUUCAAGAGUUCUACACCGGGUCCGAAUGCAUAUGCCGUGGAUGUGUCACCAAUUAAACCGGGAUUUCCAGCAUACAGCAUGGGCAUGCGCUGUGGCAUAUCUGGCAAGGGUGGUUCCCCUGGUCCAGCUGCUUAUGGUGCUGGAAAUCUCGAUGUAAAACUACCACGUAGCCCUGAGUAUUCAAUUGCCGGACGUAAUCCGUACUCUUACAAACGCUUUGGCCCUGGUGCGAACUAUUAUAACCUCAUGUAUUAUCGUCCUGGAAAGACGGGACAGGCGUACUCGUUUGGUAUACGUCACAAUGAGUUUGCACCGCCAAUGGUUGUUAAGUGUGAUAAUAUGUAAUUGCAAUAUUAAGAAGAAAUCUUUUAUUUUUUAAGUUAUUCACUAUUCACUUUUUGGUACUUAUUUUUAAGAA
This is a messenger RNA of Ceratitis capitata (Mediterranean fruit fly), 890 nucleotides long. RefSeq names its product outer dense fiber protein 3-B. NCBI's taxonomy places the organism in Eukaryota, Metazoa, Arthropoda, Insecta, Diptera, Tephritidae. The record is from RefSeq and is a predicted model, not a curated record. Gene Ontology annotation, cellular component: cytoskeleton. The transcript is spliced from 4 exons. The coding region runs from base 128 to 817 and encodes 229 amino acids.